Molecule: messenger RNA, 542 nt
Organism: Selaginella moellendorffii
Lineage: Eukaryota; Viridiplantae; Streptophyta; Lycopodiopsida; Selaginellales; Selaginellaceae
Product: 60S ribosomal protein L18a-like protein
Exons: 4
Coding region: 25-393 (122 amino acids)
Source: RefSeq, a predicted model, not a curated record
CGGAGAAGAGCUCUGUCUCUAUCCAUGGCGAUCGAAGCUCCAGCAAUUCAAGAUUUUGAUCCUCAGCACCAUCAACACUACGGCACCUUCUCGCCCCUUGAUCCCGCCCGGAGAUCCUCACAAUAUCCCGGGAGCCUUCCAGUAGCGAUCGCUGAGGGGCGCGCCUUGUACGCCUCUCGAAUCGUCCGCGAGGAGGAGCCCCCACUCCCGCUUUGCAACAUUGGCAUUGGAUGGUUUCUAUUCGCGAUUGGAUUCGUUAGCAUCAUCCCCUGGUUCGUGGGCGCGAUCAUCUUCGCCUGCUUCACGCACGAUUGGAGAGAAAGGGCUGGGCUCGCAGCCUGUACGGUGGCUGCGUUCGUGACAAUCCUCGUCGGAGGCUCUCGGUUCUUGUGAUCGAGAUCACAAUGCCACGAAAACAGCCAAUUUGCCGUGCGCGGGACCCGAUCUUUUACACGUGGCACCUUCCUUUUCAGCCACGUGCUUUAAUUUUAUUUUACCUGAAUAAUCUAUUUUAUAGCACUUCUCUCCAUUUCCACUAAAAA